This is a messenger RNA of Penicillium subrubescens, 2577 nucleotides long. Its product is annotated as glycosyl hydrolase family 81-domain-containing protein. Bases 1 to 2577 code for a protein of 858 amino acids. Gene Ontology annotation, molecular function: endo-1,3(4)-beta-glucanase activity. The record is from RefSeq and is a predicted model, not a curated record. The transcript is spliced from 9 exons. NCBI's taxonomy places the organism in Eukaryota, Fungi, Ascomycota, Eurotiomycetes, Eurotiales, Aspergillaceae.
AUGCUAUCACUUCUCCCAUUUUUUAUUUAUCUUACCACUGCUGCAAGCAGGGGCAGCUUACCUACCUUGAAUACGCGCGAUUCCUUAGGUCCCAUCGGCACUGAUAGUCCUAGUGGCAUCACUGGCGGCCAGAUUGCUUGUGCGGCUCCUCCAGUGAGCUCGUUCUUUAUGGGAUUUGAUCCUCCAUUUCCCACAAACGGGUGGUGGGCGCCAUAUGCUGCUCCUCCUGGCAACGCAACUGCCGCAGGACCCUUCCCUUACCAAUCAUCCCUGGUGGGAGAAGGGUUUGUGUUCGGCUUCGGAGCAGACCGCCAAUUUGACGGGACAUCAAUUAAACAACCAUCGCAGAAGGAUUGGCGUGUUGGUUUCACCGAACACUCGGGGAAGUUCAGUAACCAUAAAGCGACUGCAUGGGAUACUCAAACUGUUACCUUGCAGUAUUUCGAGAACGAUGCGUCGAUGACGGUUUAUGGAGUUCCGGGGUCACCGUAUAUUACAUUCCAAUUUAACCAGUCGACUCCAAUAUUAACAGCAAUGAACGGGGGGAUUCAAUCCUUCAACGGCAAGUCGCUCUUGAAUGGCGGAAACGUAACCGCAAAUAACACGGAGUUUACUGUGACUGAUACCAAGAAUGCGACCUACAUUAUCUACAGUCUCACCCCAAUCACGCUCACAGCGAGCUCUACGGCCGGGUCUUCUGGGACAAUUGCAGCAUCAGAAGCCUUCACGGGCGUUCUUCGAGUCGUAAAACUAGAGGAUCCCAUCCACAAGACGAUUCUUGACGAGCAUUACCAGAUUUACCCAGUCUCUGUGGGGCAAACUUACAGCCUGUCAAACACAAUUGGAACAGUUAGCUUUCGCUGGAAUACGGUCGGUAAUGGAGAAAAUCUUCUAAUGCUUACCUGGCCACACCACCGGCUUGCGAUGCAGAACGAGAAUUUUCCAGAUAUGACAACGCUAUCAUAUAUGACUACUAAGGGGCAUAUGUACCCAGCCCUUGGAAAUGAAUGGCAACUGGCCUACAACCUCACAACAAUCGUAUGGGAUCCUCCACGAAAGCUUGAUUCUUCGUGUUCGUCGGCUGUUAUUCAGGGACUGGAAUACGAGGUUGGACAGCUUGAUCCUGCUAAAGCGCCUAUACCUGGUGACUUUUAUUUCUGGGGAGGUUCAAUGAACGCCGUUGCACGGUUAGCAGUAAUUGCUGACAAUCUUGGCCGCGAUGAUCUGAUUCCGCCAGUCAUCAAGUACCUUGAAGCUUCCUUUGAUCAAUGGUUCAACUCCACAGCAACAACUAUGGCCGCAUACGAAACUGCUUGGGGUGGCGUCAUCAAUAAGGCCGGAGCAAAUAACUCAUGGGUCGACUUUGGGAACGGAUACUACAAUGACCAUCAUUUUCAUUAUGGAUAUUUCUUGGCCGUUGCAGCGGUUAUUGCAAAGUACGAUCAGAGUUGGUUGAACCAACACAAGAGCUUUAUUAGCUGGUUUGCACGGGACAUCAUAAACCCAUCUACAGAAGAUCCUUACUUCCCCAUUACCCGGUGCCGAGACUGGUUCGCCGGACACUCUUGGGCGUCGGGGAUAGCUAAUGGUGCCGGGAGCCGUGACCAAGAAUCAACUGGUGAGGCUGUAAAUGGAUAUUAUGGUGCGCUUCUUUGGGCUUCUGUCGCACUUUCAGAGGACAUAGUAAAUUUUGCAAAGCUCCUGUUGGCUACGGAGAUGCAAGGUGCACAGGUUUAUUGGCAUCUUUAUCCGAAUCAGGCAUCGACCGACCCGAACAAUCCAUAUCCCGAGCAAGGCCUGCGAGACCUUGUCACAAUUGGUAACGUGGAGGAUUGGCAAGCCGGCGCGUGGUUGUUCUGGGGGAGCCAGAAGAGCGAGAUUGCGGCAAUCCAAAUCCUGCCAGUUCAACCUGUGAAUGAGAUUCUUUACGACGCCAAAUGGGUUAAGAAUGUUUGGGACUACACAAUGGUCGAACUAGUUGACCCAAGUAUUGGUGAUGGAUGGAAAUCGGUCAUCAUUGAUGCAUACUCGAACAUUGACCCACAAGUUGCGGCCCAGUGGAGUGCGAAUAUCACUUCUUGGGGCAGCGGUCAAACGUACACUAAUGAGCUCUUCUUCAUUGGGACACGACCUAACCCAAGCGGAGUGCCAAUUUGUGGCAAAGACACGCUCCCAUCUAACCCCUACGGGAAAUUUCUCAUCCAGGACGCGUCAUCAGGAAAAUAUGUUGCCACUUCCAGUGCAAACUCAAAUCUGAUCGCUUCAGCUGCCGAAGUCAGUGGUGCUGCCACUUUCAAUAGCUCCUUCGUACCCAACUCCGGCACGCUCCAGCUCAUGAGUACAGGAGAGUUUGUGACAGCUGAUCAGUCGGGGAACUUCACCCUCUCUGCGACUCGGAGCAUAGCCUCAAGUUGGGAGAUGUUUGUGAUCCGCCAGAAGAUUGGAGCGGCGGCUGGUGUGUACUCCAUCAAGGCGGCUAGCAAUGGAUUGUACGUCACCAUUAGUGGAGAUGGAUCACUUAUCAACAAUGGCAAGAAUGAAGCGGCGAGUUCGGGAUUUAAAUUUACAAACUCCUGA